AUGAAGGCGAGACGUCAUGCUGAGUACUUACAUGCUCUCGAAAAUACUGCCGCAUCGGCAAGUGAACGUGCUCUUGAGGCUGAUGAGCGAGCGUUGAGGAUCGUGGAAGAAAAUGCGAAAUUGCAUAACAUGCUUAAUGAAGCCAAUAGUAAGAUGAACGAGCUCGUUGAGGUUUGUGAAAUCCUGGAGUUGCAGGUCGGUAAGACGACCGACUCACUUCGAUUCGCCAUAAGAUCGAGGGAUCAGCUGGAAACGACAACUGCAGAACUUCGGACAGGCAAAUUGGUCGAAAAGCAUGUUGUUGAAGAGCUCGUCAGGGCGCAACAGAAUCUUAAAAAGGAAGUGCGUGCUCGUCACAUACUGCGCAGCAAGACAAAUGAUUUGACAGCGAAUGUAGCUUCUCUUCAUCACCAGAUUUUGAACAAAAAUUCUGAACUGUGCAUGCAAUAUCAACAAAUGCAGGCGGAACGGCGCGAAUUAGAGAGGCUUCGCUCGAUUCUUGAUCGUUUGCAUGCUUCAAAAAGCACAAAGAUCUCUGGACUUUUUUCUGAAAUUAAGCAGGCGCAGUAUAUCGCAAGGAUCAUGCAAACAUUGGUGAUGGAAGUGACAAGCGAGAGGGAUAUAGCACGGGAAGAGAUCAGCCUCAUCCGAGGGCAGUAUAACAUGUUGCAAAAACUCGAAGCGGGGCUCGUAUGCGCUGCAAAGAGUUACGAUGUUGCAUUUGCACGCACGGGGUCAAUUCAGAGUGAGUGUGAAUGUCUUAAGAAUGCUUUGGCAUAUGCCAACGAUGCCGUUUCAUGUGCCCAAUGUAGAAGUCAUGAACUGCUUCGCGAUUUGAUGUCUAUUCAGAACGCCCUUGACAUAGCAGGCACUAAGUAUGAAAUCGAAACAGCCGCAGCGGUAAGUCGAGCUGAGAGCACCGCUGCAUUCGCGUUAUCUGCUGCUGAUCACGCCCGUGCAAACGCUGAAGCUCGUGCGAGAAGAUUGAAAGAAGUGCUCACAUUCUCAAGUGAAAACGGCGAGCGCAAGGCAAUUCAGUUACGUGACAUCUGCACCAAGCUCGCAGCAACACAUGCAAAAAUUUUGGUCGCACAGAACUAUAAUGUGUUAUUGAAAUUGUUGGAUGCACAUCUCUCCAUGACUAACUCGAAGGUGACUCAGGUCACUGGUGAGAUGAACCAAUUAAAAUGGAUUUUACAAACUAUGCAACGAAAGCGAACCAAUGCGACAUCAGCAAUGAAAUCAGCUUUAGAUCGUGCUCGAGCAGACACCGAAGCGGCCAAGAGGGCACGCACAGCAGCCGAGAUCACCGCGCAUUGCACCUUGAGCAAGCUCGCACAACUUCGCGAAAAAUAUCAGCAGGCAGAUAAAGGAAGAACACUUGCAGAAGAUGGCGAAAAAAUUGCAAAGCUGAAGAUAGUUGCCGAAAGAGCAGCAGGUGCAGCACAACAGCGAGCUCUUGUAGACCUCGCUGCUGAGACAGCUCGAUUUUCUGAUCAGAUCAGCACUGCGCAGUGUUUGCAAAGACGUCUUUCGGAAGAAAAAAUGCUUGGUAUGUGCACCGCUGCUGUGCGGGAAGAAUGCAUGAUACAGGCGGCCAUCGGGUUUUCCAACAGCGGUCCAGCGUCAAUGAUUUGAUGAUAAGCCUCCUGCGCUUACACCAACACGCGUGUACAUGUCGAGGCGAAUAUGUUACGGCUCGAUUCUGGCUGAGCCAUGUAGCGCUUAGUAUUUCCUUUGAAAGUAGCGACUCAUCCAAAUACCCUU
Molecule: messenger RNA, 1767 nt
Organism: Micromonas commoda
Lineage: Eukaryota; Viridiplantae; Chlorophyta; Mamiellophyceae; Mamiellales; Mamiellaceae
Exons: 1
Source: RefSeq, a predicted model, not a curated record